AGGUUCUAACCUGACAGUCUCCUUUGUGUAGUCUACAGCUUCAAAUUGAUGGGGUUUAUUGGCUAGAGGGGCUGCAGGGAUAUGCAAUGAAUUGUUGGAUGUGCAUGCAUAAUCUGCAGCAUAUGAUUAUUGAUAGGCUAAAUUACGAAUGUGCAAUAGUUUAUAAAACGCAGAUAAACCAGCCUUGCAUUCACGAACCAUGCGAACUUGGAUCCAUUUCUCUCUGCAGGUUCUUUCGCGCAUGCUCUCCAUGACUGGUUUAUUGAAUUCUGUAUAAGACGAGUCAGGGGACCGAGCCCGUUUGCUCACAUUAGCCAUUGAAGAUGGAUCCAUUCAAGGAGCAUCAUGCUGUCAUAUAACGGAUACGGCUGAACAUUUUAGAGGGCGAACAAGACCGUGUUUUGCCGUGUUUUCCCCUCUAGUAACCCUCUUGCAUUAAACGGUUGGAUCCAGCAAUGGCAGAUCAGGAUCUCCACACAUUUACCUCCCUCAUGGAUGCUCUGGUUCGCGUCAGCUCCAACAUGAAGAGUAUGGAGCGGGAGCUACGCUGCCCAGUGUGCGAUGAGAUGGUCAAGCAGCCCAUCGUGUUGCCGUGCCUGCACAGCGUGUGUGUGCUGUGCGCGGCUGAGGUGCUGGUGCAGCGAGGCUACCCACCGCCUGACCUGCCCCCAGAGCCCAACACCCCCACCUCCAGCCCCCACACGCGCUCCCCACGCCACGCACGACGGCCCCCGCCUAAGAGUGGCCUGGACCGCGUCCUCAAAACAGUCUGUGGCUCGUACCCUGGUCGCAGACGUAAGGACACUCCCCCGCUGCUGAUGCUGUUUCCGUGCCCGCUGUGUAAGAAGGACGUGGAGCUGGGCGAGAAAGGCCUGAUCGACUGCCUCCGAAACCUCACACUGGAGCGCAUAGUAGAGAGAUACAGGCAUUCGGUGAGCAUUGGCAGCAUGGCGGUCAUGUGCCAGUUCUGUAAGCCGCCUCAGCCGCUGGAGGCCAGCAAGGGCUGUGCGGACUGCAAAGCCAACUUCUGCAACGAGUGCUUCAAGCUGUACCACCCGUGGGGCACGCCCCGCGCCACGCACGAGCACAUCCUGCCCACACACAACUUCAGGCCCAAGGUGCUGGUGUGUCCGGAACAUGAGCAGGAGAGGCUGCAGUUCUACUGUCGCGUGUGCCAGCGCCUCCUCUGUUCACUCUGCAAACUGCGCCGCGUCCACUCUGGUCACAAGGUCCUGCCUAUCGCCCAGGCAUACCAGACCUUGAAGGAGAAGAUCACCAAGGAGAUGAACUUGGUCUUGGCCAAUCAAGAAACAGUUCAGGCGCAGAUUGGCCAAUUGGAAGGCGCCAUCACUCAGAUGGAGCUGAACAGCAGUGUGGCUCAGGAGAAGCUGCUGGCCUGCGUGGAGCAGGUGCGGGCAGCUCUGUCGGAGCGGCAGACGUCUCUGGCCUCAGCGCUGGAGGGCUCGCGGGCGCGGAGGGCAGAUGCGCUGGACGCCCAGCUGCAGGAGAAACGCAGCCUGCUGGAGGACGCCGGCCUGGUCACCUACACACACGAGCUGCUCAAGGAGACCGACCAGCCCUGCUUCGUCCAGGCCGCCCGUGUCACACACUACAGGCUGGUCAAGGCCAUAGAGCACCUGCAGAAUUUCUCUCUCUCCGCUGAUCCCUCGUUCAGACACUUCCAGAUGGACGGAUCUCGGGAGCUCAAAGAGAUCAGCAGCAUGGAGUUUAUACGAGCUCCAUUGGCUCCUGUGAUCGACACUCAGAAGACGCUGGCCUAUGACCAGCUGUAUCUUUGCUGGCGCCUCCCACAAGACUCCGCCCCUGCCUGGCACUACUCGGUGGAGUACCAGAGGAGAGUGGGCGGAGCCGGGUCGGUUUGGGGCGGGGUCAGGACUGAGGGGAAAGGGCCCAACUCCACCGGCGGUUGGCUGAGGAUGGACGACGUGAGCGGGAUGUGUGCGGUGAUUGACAGGCUGGAGAUGGACAGCGUGUACGUGCUGAGGGUGAGAGGCUGCAACAAGGCGGGCUUCGGGGACUACAGCGAGGAGGUGUACCUGCACACUCCACCUGCGCCAGUGCUGGCGUUUAGUCUGGACUCUCGCUGGGGCCUGCAUGCAGACAGGCUGGCGCUGGGGAAGGGGCAGACGUACGCACGCAGCGUCCCCGGACUGGCCCUCCUGCAGGCGGCCGACCGCACCCUCACUUCCUGUCACCUGACCUCCGACCUGCUGGUGGCCGACCUGUCAAUCGCCCAGGGCCGCCACUACUGGGCAUGCUCCGUGGAGCCUGGCUCCUAUCUGGUCAAGGUGGGGGUUGGACUAGAAGCAAAACUGCAGGAAUGGUUCCAUCUGCCACAAGACAUGGCCAGUCCACGAUAUGACCCAGAUAGUGGUCAUGACAGCGGGGCCGAAGAUGCCCAGGACAGCCCCCCUCCAUUCUGCUUCCUCACCAUGGGCAUGGGCAAGAUCCUUCUGCCCCACCAGGGGGUAACUCACCCCUCCGGCCACCCCCUGACUAUCCCUCUGCCCCCACGCCUCGGGUUGUGUCUGGACUUUGACAAGGGCCGCGUCACCUUCUACGACGCCCACUCCCUGCGCAUGCUGUGGGAGGGGCCUGUGGACUGCUCCGCCCCCGUCUGCCCAGCCUUCUGUUUCAUUGGUGGAGGGGCGCUGCAGCUGCAGGAGCUCGUGGCCAAUCGCAGCAUCGAGCAGACCCCACCCAGGAGAGUGACCAUCCAAACACGUGCCACCAAUCUCUGCAAUUGACAUGACGGGUCGCAUGUUCAACCAAUCGGAUGUUAGGAUGGUUCUCAAUGUUAAGCACCUUUGAAAUACUCUUCUUAUACCGUCCAUUAAUUUAUUGAUUUAUCUUCUAUUUAUUUUGCCUACCUGGGAUGCUUUGUAUUAAGGUUUGUGUAAACAUUCUGAACUAACCAAAUUUUUUAACAGUAUACUAUCUUUGCAUCACUACUAAUGGUGGAUCUCGGCAAAUCAUUUUCUCAUGUUGACGUCAUCUGCUCACAGGAAGUUCCAAAAUUGUAAGCUGUACAAAAAUAUGCUCCAAUUAUCAAAUGCAUGCAUGUCUGGACAUCCUGAAUGUGACUAAAGUUCUGUACCUCAACGCCUUCUAACCCCAGUAUGACAACAAUAGGGCAAUGAACUCUUGAGCCUGUGAUUUGCAGUGAUCUACCGCAAAAUAAUAAUACUUAAAAGCUGUUAGACAAGUUAGAUGGACAGGUUUUGGAAGGUCAAGAUUUGACCUGGUGACCUUUUGGAAUGUUUUGUCCCUUGGGAAUGUACCCACUGGCACAUCCAUAAUAUGUUGUCAUCUUCUGUGUGUGUGUGUGUGUGUGUUUGUGUGUGUGACUGAAAUCUUGCUGUAGUAGUUGGAAGUGUCAUAACAUUGUUUGUAAAAUCAUUUGCUGUCUGCAUGUAUAGCACCUGGAAGUUCGAAUUCUCUGACGUAAAGUUUAUCUCCAGCAAUGUCAAGGGUAAUGGCAUACAGUAUGUGUUUGUAUCUGUGCGUGUAUGUGUGUGUGUCCAGUCCACACACACACACACACACACACAUUUUUCUUCACCAGCAGGAUAAGUCAUGGCAGUGUGUCUGGACAGCAGUGACGUUUGCAGGUUUAGAACUGGUCAACAAAGUAUGUCCCCUUUGCACAGACUUUCCACCAGUACAGUGAAUCAGGGCGAAACCUUAUAAGAGCUUAUCAAACGCCAACAGCAACCCCUCCACUUUCACAGCUCUCUCCUUCCCUCUCGUAUAGCCUCCGUACCUCUCAUACAGCCUCACUGACUCAAUUCAGAGGCCGUGGCCUCACCAGCCUCCACUGAGUGUGAGGCAGCUGUCGAGGUGGCAGACAGGCCAUUCUCGCUAAUCAACUUCCUGGAUAUAGGCAUACAUUGAACCACAUUACAUGUCAUUUGCACAUUAAUUACGGAUAUAGGCAUACAU
Messenger RNA from Alosa alosa (allis shad), 3963 nucleotides. RefSeq names its product tripartite motif containing 46a (gene trim46a). The coding region runs from base 456 to 2768 and encodes 770 amino acids. Gene Ontology annotation, molecular function: zinc ion binding; protein binding. Lineage: Eukaryota; Metazoa; Chordata; Actinopteri; Clupeiformes; Clupeidae. The transcript is spliced from 13 exons. The record is from RefSeq and is a predicted model, not a curated record.